Molecule: messenger RNA, 764 nt
Organism: Juglans regia (Persian walnut)
Lineage: Eukaryota; Viridiplantae; Streptophyta; Magnoliopsida; Fagales; Juglandaceae
Product: multiprotein-bridging factor 1b
Exons: 4
Coding region: 107-535 (142 amino acids)
Cellular component (GO): nucleus
Molecular function (GO): DNA binding
Source: RefSeq, a predicted model, not a curated record
ACACUACUCUUAUCCUUGCUGCAAACCCCCGUAAACCACAGCGCGAGCAAUCAGUUAAGCAACAGACUAAGGGAGAAAGAGAGACAAAAGCAGCACCGCAAAGAGCAUGGCAGGAAUCGGACCGAUCUCGCAGGACUGGGAGCCGGUGGUGAUCCGCAAGAAGGCCCCCAACGCCGCCGCCAAGAAGGACGAGAAAGCUGUCAACGCCGCUCGCCGCACCGGCGCCGAGAUUGAAACCAUCAAGAAAUCUACUGCUGGAACAAAUAAAGCUGCCUCUAGCAGCACUUCUCUAAACACAAGGAAGCUGGAUGAGGAAACUGAGAACCUUGCUCAUGACCGGGUACCAACUGAACUGAAGAAAGCUAUCAUGCAAGCCCGAAUGGAAAAGAAGCUUACACAGUCUCAGCUUGCUCAAAUGAUUAAUGAGAAGCCUCAAGUCAUCCAGGAGUAUGAAUCUGGUAAAGCUAUUCCUAAUCAACAGAUCAUUACCAAGCUGGAGAGGGCUCUAGGAGCUAAACUGCGUGGAAAGAAAUAAAAGGAAUCUUGUUGGCCCUUCUAUGUUCAAAUGAUGUUGCAUCGUCCAUUGUCAAAGAAUGGUUUGUUGUACUUGAACUACUUUUGUGUGUCUUUCUUUGUGUCCCCCUUAUGUAAGACACCUCUCUGGAAUUACUUAUCGAAAAAGUAAAAGAUUACUCUUUGGAAUUAACGACUGGUUCGACUUAACCUGAUCUGAUGAGUUUAAUGAAGAUGUGCGUGUUCCAAUC